GGAAGAUUUAGACUUUAAAAAAGAAGCAGCAAACCUUUGACAACCGGAACACUUCCUUUGGGUUAUUUUAUAGUAUCUACCUACUAGGGUUGGUAGAAUUCAAAAACUGUCUGCUACUGUCAAACGCAGCAGCAGCAGCAGCAGCCGGUGCAGUGCAUUCGGGACAGCUAUGGACCAGGUCAAAGCAACCGCUGCCUUCGUCGCCAACCGCUCCUCUCACGUUGUUGUCGACUCUGCAGGGUUAGAGAAAGUAGUGGAGAAUAUUCAAGAUAAGAUUCCGAAAAUAGAGUGGGAUUUUGAAGGGAUUCAUUAUUUUGACAACGGACCUCUCACCGUUCAGUACCUCUUUGUUUUGGACACGCUCAAUUUUUGCUUUUGGCCUGACAAGAACUUAAAUUAUGAUGAUUUGGCUUCGGGGUUAAAGGAGGCUUUGGAAAAUGACAAAUCUGUAUUUGAUGCUGAUCAUCUGCAAAAAAUCACCGGUCUUCAAUUACGCAACUUGUUAAAGUGGCCCCGACCACUUCCUCUGGAGGACGAACGAGUUCGUCUGCUGCAUGAGGUUGGUUUUGAGCUGGAAAGAAGUUUUGGGGGUAAAGCAUCGAAUCUAGUGGAGUCCUGUGGGAGAUCAGCUGCAAAGCUUGUUGCCACUAUAGCCAGUCACUUUCCUGGCUUUCGAGACCACUCUGUUUACAAAGGCCACCAGAUAUUCUUGUAUAAAAGAGCUCAGAUAUUUGCUGCUGAUCUAUAUGGUGCUUUCAAAGGCCAAGGAUAUGGAGAAUUCGAUGACAUUAGCUCCAUCACUAUAUUUGCAGACUAUAUUGUCCCAGCUAUGCUGCGGAAGCUUGGUGUGCUAAAAUAUAGUUCAACCCUUGCCAGCAUAAUUGAGUCUAAUAAAGAAAUAGUUUCAGGAAGUGAGGAGGAAGUUGAAUUACGAGCCUGUUCCAUAUAUGCUGUGGAGAAAAUGAGGGACCUGAUUAGUGUAAAAUUAGGAAAACAGGUGCUGAGUGUGGAGUUGGACCUAUGGCUCUGGGCUUACGGUGUUCAAAAUCCAUCUCUUCCAUACCAUCGGACACUCUCGAUAUAUUAUUGAACAGAUGCUACGCUAGAGGAGCUUUAAUAAUUCUGUGGGAGGAGGAUACAUUUUACCUGUUAAAGUUUUGAGGUUAUUCUUAUAAACAUACAAGAACUAAUCCAUACAUCCUUCGCUCUCCUUUGUGAAGGGCUAAACCUGUUUUUGAAGACAAACAACUCUGUUUCAGUCAUUUGACGUUCGUACUCCAAGAAAUGUUAUCUCUUGCGUGGGCAUUAUUCUUAUUGCCGUUUAUGUGAACACAUGAAAUUUCUUGAACUGUGGGAAAUUUUCGUCAGUUAUUGAACUAUAUUUUAUACAUGGGAGAUUGUGUU
Messenger RNA from Populus trichocarpa (black cottonwood), 1404 nucleotides. RefSeq lists its product as uncharacterized. The transcript has 7 exons. NCBI's taxonomy places the organism in Eukaryota, Viridiplantae, Streptophyta, Magnoliopsida, Malpighiales, Salicaceae. The coding region runs from base 170 to 1090 and encodes 306 amino acids. The record is from RefSeq and is a predicted model, not a curated record.